This is a messenger RNA of Cladocopium goreaui, 624 nucleotides long. NCBI's taxonomy places the organism in Eukaryota, Dinophyceae, Suessiales, Symbiodiniaceae. The record is from the annotation of a GenBank genome assembly.
AUGGUGACAAAGGCCAUUCAAUGGGCACAGAAGACCGGAAACAUCAGGGUUAAUGAAGUACAUGGAGAACAGGAGAUCCGUCUGAUCUUAAACGAAACUUUUGUCCACAAAGAGCUUCGUGAAGAAGAAACAACUCGCGAAGGUAGCAUUGCAGUGGAGGAUGAGUCCGGGAGCUUGUUUGACACCGCCCUGCCUGACAUCAACAGCUCCAACGCUUCGUUGCUUCCUGCGGCUGAUGGCAACAAGCCCAAGGGCGAUGGGGAUCUGACCACAGCCCCCAAUGCCAGCGGGAUUCGGAAGCUUGAGAUCCAGGAGAGCUAUGUCACGUGCACGAAGUUGGAUGUAUCGAUGAACUCCCUGCUGUUGCCCAUGAAGGCGCCUUCGGUAGCUCCAGCAAAGCCCACGUCGGAUGGUUCCAAGCCUCGCAAGACGAGGAAGGCAGCUAAAAAGGCUGCAGCUAAGAAACCACCCAAGGCCAAGGUGGCCAAAGGUAGUGGCUACACCACCUCGGAGGACGAAGCGGUCGAUGGCUUCGUUGACAACUUUGCUAGAGGGGCAUCAGCCAAAGAGGUGUUCGUGCAAGCCGAGAGAACCCGGAAGCUCUUAGAGAAACACGGAGCCUAG